Dipodomys spectabilis (banner-tailed kangaroo rat) is the source of this 4145-nucleotide messenger RNA. It is a transcript of the gene Egfr, whose product is annotated as epidermal growth factor receptor. Gene Ontology annotation, molecular function: epidermal growth factor binding; ATP binding; epidermal growth factor receptor activity. Gene Ontology annotation, biological process: negative regulation of apoptotic process; cell surface receptor protein tyrosine kinase signaling pathway; protein phosphorylation. NCBI's taxonomy places the organism in Eukaryota, Metazoa, Chordata, Mammalia, Rodentia, Heteromyidae. The transcript has 28 exons. The record is from RefSeq and is a predicted model, not a curated record. Bases 200 to 3868 code for a protein of 1222 amino acids. Gene Ontology annotation, cellular component: signaling receptor complex; basal plasma membrane.
AGCUAGACGUCUGGGCAGCUCCGCGCAGCCUCCGCCUCCCGCACCGUGUGCGCGACUGUGGUCAGGGCGGCCGCAGAGAGUCGGGGCCGCCGCCGCCGCCGCCGCCGCCGCCUCCUCGAUCGGACGAUCGGCCACCUCCGAGGCCGGCCGGCCACGGUCACAGCCACAGCCCACCGUCGCCUGACGGGUCCCGGAUUAAAUGAAGGGGAGCGGAACCGGUUUCUCUAGGGCAGCGAUGCGACCCUUCGGGACGGCCGGCGCCGCCGCGCUGCUGGUGCUCCUGGCGGCUCACGUCCAGGCGAGUUGGGCGCUGGAGGAGAAGAAGGUUUGCCAAGGCACAAGUAACAGACUCACCCAGCUAGGCACUUUUGAAGACCACUUUCUGAGCCUGCAAAGGAUGUUCAAUAACUGUGAAGUGAUUCUUGGGAAUUUGGAAAUUACCUACGUGCAAAGGAAUUAUGAUCUUUCCUUCUUAAAGACCAUCCAGGAGGUUGCUGGCUACGUCCUCAUUGCCCUCAACACGGUAGAGAGGAUUCCCCUGGAGAACCUGCAGAUCAUCAGAGGAAAUGCACUCUAUGAAAACACCUAUGCCUUGGCAGUCCUGUCUAACUACGGGGCAAAUAAAACAGGGCUGAGGGAGCUGCCCAUGAGGAACUUACAAGAAAUCCUGCUUGGUGCUGUGCGAUUCAGCAACAACCCAGAACUCUGCAAUGUGGAGACCAUCCAAUGGCGGGACAUCGUCAGCUAUGAGUUUCUGAAAAACAUGUCAAUGGACUUGCAGAGCCACUUGAGCAGCUGCCACAAAUGUGAUCCAAGUUGUCCCAAUGGAAGCUGUUGGGGUGCAGGAGAAGAAAAUUGCCAGAAACUCACCAAAAUCAUCUGUGCCCAGCAGUGUUCACGGCGCUGUCGUGGAAAGUCCCCUAGUGACUGCUGCCACAACCAGUGUGCUGCUGGUUGCACUGGGCCCAGGGAGAGCGACUGUCUGGUCUGCCACAAGUUCCGAGAUGAGGCCACAUGCAAGGAUACCUGCCCACCACUCAUGCUCUACAACCCCACCACCUACCAGAUGGAUGUCAACCCCGAAGGGAAGUACAGCUUUGGCGCCACUUGUGUGAAGAAAUGUCCUCGGAACUAUGUGGUGACAGAUCAUGGCUCGUGUGUCCGGGCCUGCGGUCCUGAUAACUAUGAAGUAGAAGAAGAUGGCGUUCGCAAGUGUAAAAAGUGUGAAGGGCCCUGUCGCAAAGUUUGUAAUGGAAUAGGAAUUGGUGAAUUUAAAGACACACUCUCUAUAAAUGCUACAAAUAUCAAACACUUCAAAAACUGCACUGCCAUCAGUGGAGAUCUUCAUAUCCUGCCUGUAGCCUUUAGAGGUGACAACUUCACCCAUACUCCUCCUCUAGACCCAAAGGAACUGGAUAUUCUAAAAACUGUGAAGGAAAUAACAGGGUUUUUGCUCAUUCAGGCUUGGCCGGAAAACAGGACUGACCUCCAUGCUUUUGAGAACCUAGAAAUUAUACGUGGCAGGACAAAGCAACAUGGUCAAUUUUCUCUUGCGGUUGUCGGCCUGAACAUAACGUCCUUGGGAUUGCGCUCCCUCAAGGAGAUAAGCGAUGGAGAUGUAAUAAUUGCAGGAAACCGAAAUUUGUGUUAUGCAUAUACAAUAAACUGGAAAAAACUACUUGGGACUUCGGGUCAGAAAAUCAAAAUCACAAACAACAGAGGUGAAAAAGACUGCAAGGCCACAGGCCGCGUCUGUCAUCCUUUAUGCUCCUCGGAUGGGUGCUGGGGCCCAGAGGCCAGAGAUUGUGUUUCCUGCCAGAAUGUCAGCCGUGGAAGAGAGUGUGUGGACAAAUGCAACAUUUUUGAGGGGGAGCCAAGGGAGUUUGAGGAGAACUCUGAAUGUAUCCAGUGCCAUCCAGAAUGUCUACCCCAGCCCAUGAACAUUACCUGCACAGGCCGGGGACCAGACAACUGCAUAAAGUGUGCCCAUUACAUCGAUGGCCCUCACUGUGUUAAGACCUGUCCAGCUGGUAUCAUGGGGGAAAACAACACCCUGGUGUGGAAGUAUGCAGAUUCCAACCGUGUCUGCCACCUCUGCCAUCAGAACUGUACCUAUGGAUGUUCUGGGCCAGGUCUUAAAGGCUGUCCAACAAAUGAGACCAAGAUCCCAUCCAUCGCCAUUGGGAUCGUGAGUGGUCUCUUCCUGAUGGUGGUGAUCGCACUUGGCAUCGGGCUCUUCGUGCGCCGACGCCGCAUCGUCCGGAAGCGCACACUGCGCCGUCUCCUGCAGGAGAGAGAGCUCGUGGAGCCCCUCACUCCCAGUGGAGAAGCUCCUAAUCAAGCCCUGCUGAGGAUCUUGAAGGAAACAGAAUUCAGAAAGACCAAAGUGCUGGGCUCUGGAGCAUUUGGCACUGUGUAUAAGGGACUCUGGAUUCCAGAAGGAGAGAAAGUUAAGAUUCCCGUGGCCAUCAAGGAACUCAGAGAAGCAACAUCUCCCAAAGCCAACAAGGAAAUCCUUGAUGAAGCCUACGUGAUGGCCAGCGUGGACAAUCCCCAUGUGUGUCGCCUUCUGGGCAUCUGCUUGACCUCCACCGUCCAGCUUAUCACACAACUCAUGCCCUUUGGCUGCCUCCUGGACUAUGUCCGAGAGCACAAGGACAACAUUGGCUCACAGUACCUUCUCAACUGGUGUGUGCAGAUUGCAAAGGGUAUGAACUAUCUAGAAGACCGGCGCUUGGUACAUCGUGACCUGGCAGCCAGGAAUGUCCUGGUGAAGACACCACAGCAUGUCAAGAUCACAGAUUUUGGGCUGGCCAAACUGCUUGGUGCUGAUGAGAAAGAAUACCAUGCAGAAGGAGGCAAAGUACCUAUCAAGUGGAUGGCUUUGGAAUCAAUUUUACACCGGAUUUAUACCCACCAAAGUGAUGUCUGGAGCUACGGAGUCACAGUUUGGGAGCUGAUGACCUUUGGAUCCAAGCCUUAUGAUGGAAUUCCUGCAAGUGAAAUCUCAUCCAUCCUGGAGAAAGGAGAGCGCCUUCCACAGCCACCCAUCUGCACUAUUGAUGUCUACAUGAUCAUGGUCAAGUGCUGGAUGAUAGAUGCAGACAGCCGCCCCAAGUUCCGUGAGCUGAUUGUCGAAUUCUCCAAAAUGGCCAGAGACCCUCAGCGCUACCUUGUCAUUCAGGGGGAUGAAAGAAUGCACCUGCCAAGCCCUACAGACUCCAAUUUUUAUCGUGCCUUGAUGGAUGAAGAGGACAUGGAAGAUGUUGUCGAUGCUGAUGAGUACCUCAUCCCCCAGCAGGGCUUCUUCAAUAGCCCGUCUACAUCUCGAACUCCUCUUCUAAGUUCUCUGAGUGCAACCAGCAAUAACUCCACUGUUGCUUGCAUUAAUAGAAAUGGGCAGAGCUGUGCUGUCAAGGAAGACAGCUUCUUGCAGCGGUACAGCUCAGACCCCACUGGUGCCUUGACAGAAGACAACAUAGAUGACAUUUUCCUCCCUGCACCUGAAUACAUAAACCAAUUCGUUCCCAGAAGACCAGCAGGCUCAGUACAGAACCCUGUCUAUCACAACCAACCCCUGCAUCCAGCUACCAGCAGGGACCCACACUACCAAAAUCCCCAUAGCAAUGCUGUGGGCAACCCUGAGUAUCUCAACACGGCUCAGCCUACCUGUGGCAACAGCAUGUUUGACAACCCUGCCCACUGGGCCCAGAAGGGCAACCACCAAAUUAGCCUGGACAACCCUGACUACCAGCAGGACUUCUUUCCUAAGGACUCCAAGCUAAAUGGCAUCUUUAAGGGCCCUACAGCUGAAAAUGCAGAGUACCUACGGGUAGCACCACCCAGCAGUGAGUUUAUUGGAGCAUGACCAUGGAGGGUAGUAGCAUCAGCCAUAAAACUUCCAGACUCUUCAGAGACCCAGGGCCAAGUCAUGGCAGCUAUUCUACUCUUAAAAGACAUGCCUGUGUUAACUCAUACCCAUGAACUGGUUUUACCAUAUUAACUUUGAUCAGCCUUUCUUUUAGCCCAGAAGUACUCCUUCCCUCUGGGACAUUGCAGGUACAUUCCUUGGUCUUCAAACUGUGAAGCUCCCACAAAAGAAAGCAUCUGGAAAGAUGUCCAUUUGAGCAGAGGUUAUGGUGAGA